AUGAAUGGAGGUCAACGAUUCUCGGACCCCCAGGAUCUGUAUAUGAGGGAGGAGUAUUUUUUUUGGAUAUCACGUUUUCUUCUGAUUAUCCUUUUAAGCCACCAAAGGUUACGUUCCGCACCAGAAUCUAUCACUGUAAUAUCAACAGCCAAGGAGUAA
Messenger RNA from Staurois parvus, 159 nucleotides. Lineage: Eukaryota; Metazoa; Chordata; Amphibia; Anura; Ranidae. The record is from the annotation of a GenBank genome assembly.